AUGGAAAAUUCACUUCAACUCCACGCAUUUAUUCGCCGUCCUCAAUUUAAAUCACGUUCACUUGAAAAUUUGUCUGGUUUAGCUGUCUGGAAUUGUGUUCCUUUAGUUGUUCCUUUACUUAAGGAUGACCCAUUACACCCUGGAGAAAGAGUUGUUUUAAUUAUUAGAAGUCUAGUUCCAGGAGGAGCAGCACAAGCCGAUGGACGAAUUGUCCCUGGGGAUAGACUUCUUUUCGUUAAUGACAAGGACCUUUCGAACAGCUCAUUAGAGGAUGCUGUUGAAGUGUUGAAGACAGCUCCUGUUGGCCAAAUUGUUCGUCUUGGAAUUGCAAAGCCUGUUCCUAUUGAAAAGUGCCGAUUAAGUACAUCACCGCUAAUUUCUCAAAGUGAACGUUUCCAAGCAAAAUCGCAUUCACCGCGAGGGAGGAGGCGUAGACGUCGCGAAAGCAGCAGCCUUCAAUUGCUCAACACUGCUGACCAGUGCUUUCUUUCGACCGGAUCCAGUCAAGAAGAGAUUUGGAUAGGUCAACAACAACACAAUUCUCUUUAUAAUUCCCAACGGUGCUUAAAUCCACAGUUAUAUUUCCCUUCUCCAAGUAGUUUGGCAUCUACUCCAAAAAGUCCUACCCAUUCUCCUAUGCAAACAGCCACAGUUUCCGCCUGGACCCCAUGCUCAAGUCGUUCACUUUCUCCGUGUGCCUCACCUGCUGCCUCUUUGAGAGGUUCUUGGUCUUAUGAUAUUGUAUUUCUGCCUUCACACCUUGAACGGCACAUAAAAAUUUUAAAAAGUUCGUUACCCUUGGGCGUUGUAUUGGACGCUGAUGCUGACAAAGCAAUUAAUGGUUGUGUUGCAAAAAAUAUUUGUAGUAAAAAAGCUUUGGCAAAAGAUGGAAGAAUACAGCCUGGCGAUUUUAUUGUUAAAAUAAAUGGUGAAAAUUUGAGAAAUGUUACUAAUGCACAGGCUAGGGCUAUUUUGAAAAGGGCUAAUUUGAUUGGAGCUCAGUGCAAGUAAAAUUUAGCGAAUUAUUUUUUUCUUUAAAAAUGUCGACUCUCUUUAUAAGAGACCUUUGGGGUGAUUAGGUCUUAUAAUGAAGCGUCUCUUAUAAAGAGGAAUACCAAAUAAUCCUCCUUAUUCCAGAUACAUUUUAAUUUGGCUGACACAAGACAGCUUGAGCUGCUUAAGCGAUACCUCCAAUAUUUAAGCCUCAUUCCGAUAGAAAUGAGGCCCUGACUCGAACGUCGGCCCGACUCGAA
Messenger RNA from Meloidogyne enterolobii, 1253 nucleotides. Lineage: Eukaryota; Metazoa; Nematoda; Chromadorea; Rhabditida; Meloidogynidae. The record is from the annotation of a GenBank genome assembly.